This is a messenger RNA of Brassica oleracea var. oleracea, 612 nucleotides long. RefSeq lists its product as uncharacterized. Bases 63 to 422 code for a protein of 119 amino acids. NCBI's taxonomy places the organism in Eukaryota, Viridiplantae, Streptophyta, Magnoliopsida, Brassicales, Brassicaceae. The transcript is spliced from 2 exons. Gene Ontology annotation, biological process: defense response. The record is from RefSeq and is a predicted model, not a curated record.
AAAGGAUCAUACACUAAACCCACAAAACUUAUACUUACAAAAGAAAAAAAAACAAAUAGAGAAUGGAAGUCUCUUCUGGUGACCUUGAAGUUAAGUCUCCAGCUGACAAGUUCUUUAGAUCUGUCACCGAAGACAUAAACGGCCCUUUUGACAACAUAGAGGAUAAGAUGGAGACGAUAAAUUUGGAGGAUAGAACAUUGACGAUGAGAAUGAGUGGCUGUCUAAUCUCGGAAAGUUACAAGACGGUCAAAGCAACCAUCACGGUCAGUCCUAAGGAAGAUGGGGAAGGUAGCCGCGUGGCAUGGAAAGUUGAGUUCGAGAAGAUUCGUCAUGACAUCGAAGAUCCACUCUUGAUUAUCGACACUCUUAUCGACGUUCUUGUCAAUUACUUAAAGGAGACCGAUGGAAAUCUCCUUCAAUAAGCGUUUCUAAACCAAAAGGUUCGAUUUUAUAUAUGGAAUGAUGAAUAAUCUAGUUAAGAAAUUUAAAAGUGAAUUUAAACGGAACGUAUGUGUGUGUGUGUGCGUGUGUCUACGUUUAUCGCAGUAUAUUUAGUUACGUUUGGCACUUUGGUGUAUAAGCUCGUAUGACUUUCAAAUUGCAAUAAAUCUU